Molecule: messenger RNA, 4281 nt
Organism: Diplodia corticola
Lineage: Eukaryota; Fungi; Ascomycota; Dothideomycetes; Botryosphaeriales; Botryosphaeriaceae
Exons: 4
Coding region: 1-4281 (1426 amino acids)
Source: RefSeq, a predicted model, not a curated record
AUGGACUCGUAUGAGCAGCUGGAGCAAGGCUCCCCAGAUCGAAGCCAUACGACAUAUCGAGAACCUUCGCAUCCUGAUCAGAACUCCGCAGGCCAGAGUGAAGCGGCGCAGCCUUUGCUCGAGGGCAAGCAGCCAGAUCGGUCCGGCUCACCGAUCAGAUCCAGUGACCAUGACGUGGUAGACGAGUCCAGUGUCUCAGACAAACAAGAAAGCGCAGCCUAUGAAGAUGAACGUGGCUCGAUUGAAGCGUUUACCAAGGAGUAUACCGGCCCGGUCACAUAUCGUCCUUACGCUCUCAGACCCGCUUUCAUCUCUCUCUUGGGUGGUUCAGCCUUGGUCCUGUCCAUCGCUGUGGUAAUCCUGUGUUGGGUAUCCAGCACUCAGAUCGGAUUGGGUACCGACGACGGAUCAUCCGCCCUGCUUUUUGGCUGGCGAUUCACCCCGUCUCUCCUCGCAGUACUCUACGUCCAACUUACGUCCAUGUUCCUUGAUGGCGUCAAAUACUCGGAGCCUUUUGCUCGACUGGCAAAGCCCGGAGGCUCGACUGGGUCUUACACCAUUCUGCAGAAACCAGGAGCCUGGUGGAAUGCUCUGGCAGAUGGAUUUUCGAAGAAGAAAAACGGAGGCUCGAGGAGCUGGCUGCUCAUCUGUUCGGCAUGGUUGAACAUUGUUGGCUUCCUUGCCAUCUCCCCCCUGUCUUCGUCCUUCUUGAUUUCAAAGAAUGUUCCCGUCCCACGAGAGGCUGGAUUCUCUCGGAUGAUGCUGAGCCAGGACUCUCCGAUCCCACUUCGCACAGGCAGAGAAACGUACCUACGCACCAUCGGCCACAUACUCCAGAACGUAUCAACUUCUGCGUGGAUAUCGGACGAGUACACAGUCCUUCCGUUUUGGCCCAGCGAAUCAGAGACUGCUCCACUCGGCCCGCUCCUUUCCACCUCUUCACAGACAUGGCAAGCCGACACCACCGUGCUCAACACCGAGUUGGACUGCGAAGCAAUGCCAUUAGUCGCAACGGGCUUCGCAAACGACACCUACCCUCUCAGUUUUCCGGCUCACCCUGACGAGAUCAAAAUGAGGUGGCAAGAAAGGCCUUCAAUCAUGCUGAGGGCCGAUAGCGGAUGCACCUACGGACUGGCAUUGGAUCCGAAACUCGACCUCGUCGUGCAAGGAGGAUCAUCAUGGUCAAACGUUUCUACCUUCAACGAUCGGGACUACGGUCAAUUCAAAGAAGUGUACGAAGGAGAUUUGUCUCAAAACUUUUAUGGUCGUCUCAACACUUCGAAUUGCGGGGAUCGAGAGCUCCUUUUCACGACAACCGUUUGGAACGGUUCGGCUGGGAAUUUCAGCUUCUCUCCGGACUUUCGCGCUUCCGGAAACUUGUGCACCGCCAAAUACUAUAUGGCAGAGACUCUAGUCACAGCAACUCUCUCUGAUUCGUCCUCUAUAAUCAGCUUUGAUGAGGAAAAAUACCGAGAAUCGCGCGUUCCGAUUCCAGAAGGUCUCCUAGACAUCUACGGCCUACAAAAUCUGACCCUCAGCCCCAACUGGACGGAUUACAUUGCUCUCCCGGACAAACAAUCCCGUGCUGCGGCUGGUGGCUUGUCCGUACUCCUUGCAGCAUCGUAUGAUUUUGAUACAACCGCCAUGAUGGAAGAUGAGGACUUCAUCAAAAACGCAACAAAGAUCAAGCAGAGGUUAUUCGGCGAAGUCCUCCAGUUCUCUCUCACGCAGGCUGGAUCCCCGCAAGAGACGCUGCAAGGACAGAUUACCGUCGUCGAACCACGAAUUGUCGUUACGCUAGCAACUGCUAUAGCCUUGGCCUUGCUCUUGUUCCACUCCUUCUGCCUAUCGCUAGUGGCGUGGAAGCUUUCCAGUCUGCAACAUAGACCUCUGAAUCUGAGCAGGAAUCCAUUUACUGUUAUAGGAACCGCUACUCUCGUCGCUCAUGAACAACAAACUCUGAAGAAAUUUCGAGCGUAUCCCGACCUAUCACAGGAUUCCCUGCUGCACCACUUGCACGACAAGAAGUUUUACACUAGUCCCAAUACAUUACACGCAGAGCCGCCUUUCACUCCUGUUGCUAAGGGAAAAUACCGCAUUAUUCACCAACAAGACGAGGCACUAAGUAAUCACGCAGGCCAGCCAAAUGCCCCCUACAAACGAAUCCCGAGCAGCAGUAGUUCUUGGGUGCCAGCUGUUAUUCGACUAAGACUGCUGAUGCCUAUGUUUCUGUUUCUGAUAGCAAUAGCUUCCGGGAUACUGGUCUUUUACAGCUAUUCCCAGCGUUCACUCCUCUAUCGCACGGCUUUCGUGUUCCAAACCAAUGUCCCAGGACUUGACAGAACGCUUCCAGCGGUUUCCACCUACUCCAUGAUAUCAACCCUGUUUGGUGUUGUUGUUGGCCUCUGGUGGGGCGCUAUAGACGUAACCUUUCGCCGACUACAACCAUUUCUAUCCAUGAAAAGGCCCAUGCCUAUUUCUAAAGGAGCAGAUCUAUCUUAUCAGUUCAACUACUGGGCGUGGGCAGCAUGGAAGGCAGCUUCAAACCGCCAUUGGUUUCUCUGCCUCGUGACGAUUGGAUCGUCUCUGUGUCCAGUUUUGACCAUUUCAAUGUCUGCCUUGUUUCAACGUGGUGAGGCAGUCGUUCACAGCAAUACGACGGUCCAAAGAGGUCUCGAGAUACGGCAGAUCCCAUGGCUCUUUGAAGUCAACGAAUACAUUGAUCCCGACAGAGGAGACACCCGCGCCGCCGGAGUCAUAAACAAUCUUUACACGAAGCUCUCUACAAACUGGAUGUAUGGUGCCAUCCUCCAAGCAGUACUUAAUGGGUCUCAGCCUUCUUGGAGCAAAGACGGCUGGAGCUUCGUUCCCCUCGACAUAUCAAACAUUGCCAGCAAUGUCCACAUACAAGACAUUGGGAACGGCUCAUAUACAGGCAACUUUGUACCAGGGACCUUCGUUACGGUAACAACUCCCGCUGUGAGAGGCACCAUCGACUGCAACCCUUACGACGGACUGGAUAAUGUGUCUGAGUCGUUCACAACGUACAAGGUGAAUGUUAGCUCAGACUCCGAAGACGUGACCACCUACGUACCAUAUAGCGGCAGGUCAACAUUUUUGCAAGACACCACUGUCCUAUCGAACCCAUCUUACGUCGCAUGCUGCGCGAAUGUCACAGCAGAAGCGCAAGGCAGCGCCGCGAUUGGCUAUUGGUCUCAACUCAAUCAAACAGACAACCCCUUUCAAUCGCAAACAUGGCCAAUCCACUUCGCCACGAAAUGGAUCUACGGCAAUUCCGUCACCGUCGAAAACGACAUCUACCCGUACUACACCGAGAUCCCCGCCGUGCAGGCUCUUCGGUGCAUACCCGCCAUCCAGACCGCCUCCGCUGACGUCACGGUCGACAUCAACAGCGGGAGAGUCAAAUCAUUCACCAUCCUGGACGAACCUACAGACGACCCCAACGUCUGGACGGAAGCCUUCAUCGCACACGACUACGGCGUCCUCUUCCUCUCCUCCCUCCUGGCCGCCGCCUCGCUCAAACGGCUCUCUGGCUCCACCAUCGGCGGCUACGGCGCCGAAGACCUCACCGACCAGACCUUCAACCACCGCGACCCCUCGCGCGGCCUCAACGUCGACUUCAUGACGUACGCCAUGUACGCGACGGCGACAGCAGGCAGCACCACCAACGCGUCCGACGCCUCCGCCCUGCUCGACGCCGCCGCGCAGCGCGCCCUCGCGCAAACGACCUUCGCCACCUUCUUCCAGCACUUCGCCAGCAGCAACGUCUCGCUCGCCGACGGCGGCUGGGCGUACCAGCGCGUCAACGCGAGCCUGCCGGCGGACCUGCUGCCGCCGGUGGUGGGCGCGGGGACGGAAGCGGUGAAUGCGUCGUACGCGGCUGGGAUGCGGCCGGCGUCGCGGACGGAGCGGGCGGCGGCGGUGAGGGUGGGCACGCCGGUGGAGACGUUGCGGGUGGAUGGGGUGGCGGUGGGGCUGAGCGUGGGGAUAUUGGGGUUCCUGGCGGCGGUGGCGGUGGUGGUGGGCGUGUUGCGGCGGACGUACUUUGUGAGGGUGGGGGGUGGGGGGUUUGAGUGCGUGGGGGAUGUGUUGGUGGUGGUGUGCGGGAGUGAGGGGCUGCUGCGGCUGGUGAGGGAUGCGGAGGGGGGAGGGGAGAUGGACGGCGGGGGAGAGGCGCGGCUGGGGUGGUUCCGCAUGCCGGAUGGUUCGUUGCGGGAGGCGGUCGAGGUUACGAGGGGGGGUGGUGGCGCCCGGGCAUGA